Sesamum indicum (sesame) is the source of this 1252-nucleotide messenger RNA. Its product is annotated as TRAF-like family protein. The record is from RefSeq and is a predicted model, not a curated record. Lineage: Eukaryota; Viridiplantae; Streptophyta; Magnoliopsida; Lamiales; Pedaliaceae. Gene Ontology annotation, molecular function: protein binding.
UUCUGGCAGAGAUACAACCACAUUCAAGCAAAGGAUAACCCACCCCCUCUAACUCGUUGCCACCUUCUUUCAUCUUUAAAACCUCAAUCUCCCCACCUCAUUUCUCCACCAAAUUAACAUCUACACAUAUUUUCAUCUUCCAUCUUUGGAUCAUGGCUGAUCUUUCACUCCCCGGCCAAGAUGGGCUUUCAAGAUCAAUUUCAGAAACCCCGCCAAACCAUUAUAUACUCAAGAUUCAGUCUUUUUCACAACUCACCAAACACAAAAUAGACAGGUACAACUCUACUGAUUUCGAAGCUGGAGGCUACAAGUGGAAGCUGGUUCUUCACCCCAAUGGAAACAAAAACAAAGGCAUCUCCGACCAUAUUUCCGUUUACUUGCUCAUUGCCGAAUCAAAUUCGCUUGUUCUGGGUUGGCAAAUCAGAGCUAUAUUCCGCCUUUUUCUGCUUGAUCAGAACAAAGACACCUACUUAACUCUUCAAGACAUAGCAGAAAAUGGCAGACGGUUUCACCAGAUGAAACCUGAAUGGGGGUUCGAUAAGUUCAUACCUCACUCUGUGUUCAACGAUUCUGCCAAUGGAUAUCUGGUUAAUGACACCUGUGUAUUUGGAGCAGAGGUUUAUGUAUGCCAGGAAAAACUCAUCGGAAAAGGGGAGUGUCUCUCAAUGAUAAAGGAUGCAAUAACCUAUAAGAACACAUGGAGAGUCGAGUUCUCCAGCUUAACUGAUGAGUGUGUAGACUCCCAACCAUUCAAUGCUGCUGAUCAAAAAUGGAAGAUACAGCUCUACCCUAGGGGCAAAGGCAGUGGUGCUGGUAGCUACAUAUCUCUGUAUCUGACUUUAGCUGAACCAGAAAACUUACCUCCAGCAUCUAGAAUAUAUGCAGAAUUUACAUUGCGCAUUCUAGACCAACUUAAUCGCAACCACUACUUUGGAACCGCUAAUUAUUGGUUCAGUGCAUCACACUCAACAUGUGGUUGGCCAAGAUUCGUCUCGCAUGGGUAUUUUAAUCUGCCAACGGCAGGUUUGCUGGUGAAAAAUACAUGCCUUGUGGAAGCAGAAGUCAUUGUCCAUGGGAUGGCUAAUGGUUUAUGAGCAUUGUCUGGCUAAUCCUCAUAGCAGUCCACAUGUACAUUUAUCAGGACAGUGUAUUCAUAUUGUUUCAUUUGUACCUACAUUGAUGAUUAAACAGAUGCAUUGAUACACCGUUUAGUAUAAAGUCUUUGAAACGAAAUAAAUGGAAAAUCCAACAA